AGGGCGGAAAAUAACACGGAAGUAAGAGAGAAACGAAAAUAAGACACGUCGAUCUGUGGCACUGAAACGGCUGUGCAGCAUAGAACUCUGAAUGGAGAAGGACGACGGUGUGGUUGUAGCCAAAGAGAGAUACGGUAGCGCAGAGGUCUGGAAGUAUUUAGCCAAAGAUGGAGCGGUCGAGAGGAGGAGAGAUGACACUGAAGGCGACACAAGAAGAGGAAACUCUAUUGUUGGAGUUUUUAAAAGUGUGUUCCUGCCUCAAGGUUUUCCAGAGAGCGUCAGCGGUGACUACCUGCAGUACCAGUUCUGGGACACUUUGCAGGCUUUCUCCAGCUCUCUGUCAGGGACUCUGGCCACUCAGGCUUCUCUCAGAGGAGUCGGAGUAGGAAAUCAAGAAGCCACAGUGGCUGCAGCCACAGUUACCUGGUUAUUAAGAGAUGGAACAGGCAUGUUGGGGAGAAUCCUCUUUGCUUGGCAUAAAGGGAGUAAACUCGAUUCUGAGGCCAAAAAAUGGAGGCUUUUUGCUGAUGUUCUCAAUGACUUUGCCAUGUUCAUGGAGAUACUGGCCCCAUACUUUCCUGCUUGCUUCACCGUGAUUGUGUGCACUGCAGGGAUAUUCAAGUCCAUUGUUGGAGUGGCAGGUGGAGCAACCAGAGCUGCACUGACUGUUCACCAGGCUCGCCGAGACAACAUGGCUGACAUCUCCGCUAAAGAUGGCAGUCAGGUGCUUUUUUUAUCCAUAGUUGGUAUUUUUGGUUUGUUUUUUUAUCUCGCGUCGCCCGGGCCGCUCACAGGGUGUGAUUUGUUUCAUGAAGGCAACAUCAACACCGAGCUGGUGAAGCGAGGAGACUGCAAACAGGUCGCGGCGUAUGAGUGA
This is a messenger RNA of Solea senegalensis (Senegalese sole), 877 nucleotides long. RefSeq names its product RUS family member 1 (gene rusf1). The transcript has 9 exons. Bases 92 to 877 code for a protein of 261 amino acids. Lineage: Eukaryota; Metazoa; Chordata; Actinopteri; Pleuronectiformes; Soleidae. The record is from RefSeq and is a predicted model, not a curated record.